Messenger RNA from Nelumbo nucifera (sacred lotus), 586 nucleotides. RefSeq names its product dolichyl-diphosphooligosaccharide--protein glycosyltransferase subunit DAD1-like. Gene Ontology annotation, biological process: protein N-linked glycosylation. Gene Ontology annotation, cellular component: oligosaccharyltransferase complex; membrane. The record is from RefSeq and is a predicted model, not a curated record. Lineage: Eukaryota; Viridiplantae; Streptophyta; Magnoliopsida; Proteales; Nelumbonaceae.
GAAGGGUUUUUUUUUUUUUGUGUCGUCGUUGGAGAAACAGGAGCAGAGAAAUUAUGGCGAGGUCGACAUCCAAGGAUACUCAAGCCCUCUUCCAGUCUCUUCGUUCGGCCUACGCCGCUACACCCACAAAUCUCAAGAUAAUCGAUCUCUACGUGACUUUUGCGAUUUUCACAGCGUUGAUUCAGAUUGUUUACAUGGCAAUUGUUGGAUCUUUCCCAUUCAAUUCUUUCCUUUCAGGAGUCCUUUCUUGUGUGGGGACAGCAGUCCUAGCUGUUUGCCUUCGCAUUCAGGUUAACAAAGAGAACAAGGAAUUCAAGGACUUGCCACCAGAACGUGCAUUUGCCGACUUUGUGCUCUGCAAUUUGGUGCUCCAUUUGGUGAUCAUGAAUUUCAUUGGAUAGGUUGCAUUGCUGAACAUUGUAGUUUAGUUACAUUAAAUUUUGACGAUGGGUGGAUAUGCAUAUGCUGUUAUACUUUGGAUCACCAGAUUUAGCCUUCUGUUGGAAGUUGGAACUAUUAAUCUCUUCCAAAACCAUAUAGAAAAGUUCGAAUUGACAAUCUUCAAUUCCGCAUGGAAUUCUCUCUC